Molecule: messenger RNA, 2703 nt
Organism: Leptopilina heterotoma
Lineage: Eukaryota; Metazoa; Arthropoda; Insecta; Hymenoptera; Figitidae
Exons: 7
Coding region: 1-2703 (900 amino acids)
Source: RefSeq, a predicted model, not a curated record
AUGAAAAAAUUAAAGCUUAAAGAAGUUGAAGGUGAUGGUAAUUGUUUAUUUCGCAGUCUUAGUUAUGCAUUAUACAAUAAUGAGGACAAACAUAAAGAUUUAAGAAAUCAAGUGGUUCAAUUUACAUUAGAUAAUUGGGCUCAAUUUAAAGAGCAACUUAAUGUUCUUCAUUCUCAAUUUAAUAGAUUGUUUGAAACAAAAAAGGAUUAUAAAGAUUACAUGGGAGGAAAUGGAAACGUAAGUAAAGAAAUUGUACUAGAAAAAGAUUUAGAAGUGAAAGAAAAGAAACAUUUAGAAGAAGAAGAGGAAAUAAAAGGGGAUCAAAAUUUGCAUGGUCAUGAAGAGAAUAAAAUAUCAAAUACAUUAUGCAAUAACGUAAUUGAAGAAAUUGCAUUGAAAAAAGACUCCACCAUUUUCAAUUUUAAUGAAGAAGAAGAGGAAAUAAAAGGUAAUCAAAAUUUGCAUGAUCAUGAAGAGAAUGACAUAUCAAAUCCAUUAGUCAAUAACGUAAUUGAAGAAACUACAUUGGAAAACAACUCCACCUUUUUCAAUUUUAAUGAAGAAGAACAAAUUGCAGGAGAAAAAAAAAGAAGAUGGAGUUUUAAGUCAAAUGUUGAUGAAAAUUCGAGUGAGUCUUCUAAUACAGAGAAAUGUGAUACAGAAGUAUCUAAAAAUGGUAAGUUUCAUGAAAAUGAAUCAAAUCAAGAUGAUUCUGAUGAAGAUAAAUCUGAUACAGAAACAGAAACCUUACUAUUGCAUAAAUAUGAAUCUGAUUUAAAUAAAAAAACAGAUCUACGAAAUAUUUUUAAGAAAGCAAAACGUUUACAGAGUGAAAAUGAUUCUUGCAGUGAAAAAGAAGACUGUAAUUUUGUUUUGGGUGAUACAAUGAGUAUAACAGAUGAAGAAAAAGAGGAAAAAGGUAAUGCAGAUGCUGAUACUGAUGUUGAUGCUGAUGAUGACGACGAUUAUGAUGCUGAUACUGAUGCUGACGAUGAUGAUGAUGAUGAUGACGAUGACCAUAAUGAUGAUAACAAAGAAAAUUGUGAAAUAGGAAGUUUAGAUGAAGUUUUGGCGCAAUUAAGAGUAACAAGUGAUGACAAACUACAGAAUAGACAUAAAGAAGGCACUGCCAGAUAUCGACAAAUCCGGGGUAGAGAACGCGAUAAAUUGAAAAAAAUAUUAAAAUACCGAAAACCAAAGGAUCUCUUCUCUGAAAGGAUUAAAAACGUUAAUAUGGAAUUGUGGCAUGAUGGACAGCCACAAAAUUUAACAAGAUUAACAACAUUUCAAAAAAUAAAAUCCGAUAUAAAAGUAGGAAAACGACUAACACUAAAAAGCUUUGACUUGCAAGACAUAUCGCAGCUUGAAAUCGAGGAAGAAAAAUCAUGUGACCCAUAUGUUCAACACGUAGCUUUACCAUUUACAGUUAUUUUGUCUACAAAAGAACAACAGAGAGUUAUAAAGGAAGAACCUGAACCAAGAAUUGGUCACACUGAUUCAACAGGUAAGCAAAAAGAGCAAACAGCAGACAUAGUACUAGUACAUGAUGAAGUUAUAGAAAUUGAAAAAAUCAAUGAAGAACUCCAAAUUAAAGAUGAUUUUAAAAUAAGAUAUAAAGGCAAUGUCUCGUAUUACGUUGAAAGUAAAUUUUACAAAAGAUAUUAUGCAAAAUAUCUACGUAUUGAAAGAAAAUUAGAAGAAGAAGAGGCAAUGAUAGACAUAGAUGAUGUUACAAAUGAUUAUUACGCGCCUGAAUUCGCAGAAUACCUAGUUUUAGAGUUUAUGCCUUAUAUAGGAAUCGUAGGUUCUACAAUGUUAGAUUUAGUUGGUGGAAAUAUAUCACGAGUAACAAAUUCAUAUGUAGAAUCUUAUAAUAAAGUUUUAAAAAUAGAUGUUUUACAUAGGCAAAAGCAAGACUCUAUAGGUAGUGUAGUUAGAGAAAUGAAGGAAAAUGUAAAAUAUAUAGUAUCUAAAGCAGAUUUAGGACCUCAAGCUUUUAUAAAAGAAAAGAAAGGUGAAAAAAUAAAUCCAAAAUAUCCACAAGUAGGUACAGAACACUUACUUCAAGAUAUUUGGAAACGAGGUACACAUGAAGGAAAAAGAAAGUUUACGCACUUCAAUGGUUUAACAGUAGAACGUGCGAUACAAAAAAUAGAGUCAUUAAAUAAUAGUAAAUUACAAGAACAAAAAAUGGAAUAUGAUAAUGUAAGUCAGGUAAUGACGUCAUCUGAACAGCAAAAUGAUAUUGAAAAUGCAGGUUUAUUAAAAACUACAUCCAUACAAAAAAUAGAAAACGAUAGUUUUGAUAUAGUAUAUUCAACAUCAAUUCAAAAUAAAGGACUUGAAAAUUGUAAUAUAGUUACUUUAACAUCAGUAGAUGAUAUUUAUUUCGAGAAUGGAUUAAGAAGAGAUGUCAAUUACUAUUAUAAGUCAAAUUCAAGGUUCAUUACCAUAGGAAAAUAUAAAGUACCCGAUAAAGUUAUAACAACAAGUAAAGAAAUAGAUAUAACUUGUAGAGAAUUUGAAACAAUUGUUAAUUGCAUGGGUUGGGUAGAUGGACAAAUAAUAGAUGCCUAUGCAAUAUGUAAAAUGCGGGAGUGGAAUAAAAAUGUAACAUUUUUACCCACUGAUGAAAGUAAAACAGCAAUUGGAGAUUAUACAAUAGAAAGAAGAACACUUCAAAACUCAUUUACAAUUCAUUGA